UACCAUAUAUUAUCACUUCUGUAUAUAUCUUUAUUAAAAGACAAAAGUAAAAGAAAUCAUAUGUUUGUUGAAUAUGGAAGUGGAUAAUGAUAAUUCCAUCAAUUCAGAAUUGUCUAAGGACCAUGAGAAAAAAGAGAAGUUGCUUAACGAGAUCUCAAUGUUGCAAGCGAAUAUCUCUCAACUAGAAAGCAUAAUUGAAACACCCAAAUUCGGCCAAUUAAAAUUUUCAGAAGAGCUAUUGACAUCGAUGCACGACAAUAAAGGCGCAAAAUUUUAUAUACCGGAUGUGCAAACGGAAUUAUGCUAUGAGCUUUAUCAAUUCGUGGGAUUAAGAUGCCGGGAAUUCAACGAAGAUUCGAGACUCGUUUUUGAAAUCUGUAGCACCGAGCAGAAUCUCACGGAGAACGAUAUGUACGCAGUAGAGAUACUCAUAAAUGAGAAUGGUUGUGGAAAAUUAGGAAAGUGGGUGUUACCUAUAUCGUUUUAAUUGUCGAUUAAAUCAACUUGUUUCGAAAGAUAUUUUAAGAGAUACACUUUUU
Molecule: messenger RNA, 539 nt
Organism: Nylanderia fulva
Lineage: Eukaryota; Metazoa; Arthropoda; Insecta; Hymenoptera; Formicidae
Source: RefSeq, a predicted model, not a curated record